Messenger RNA from Hydatigera taeniaeformis, 2064 nucleotides. The record is from the annotation of a GenBank genome assembly. NCBI's taxonomy places the organism in Eukaryota, Metazoa, Platyhelminthes, Cestoda, Cyclophyllidea, Taeniidae.
GAGACUAAAGAGACUGCUAGCGGAAAAGAUGUAGAGCAAGCAGAGCUGGAGACACUGCAGCCGUCGUGUCGAGAGCGUCGGUGGUUCCACGGAAUAGCUCUUUUCUACCUUCUUUUCGCAGCAUUGUUUGGUCUGCCGGUUUGGUGGCUCACUACCUCCCCCGAACAGUUCGCUCUCCCUGCUCAACGCAUUGAAGCCCUGGCGAGGCAGGCCAUCACCGUUGGCGUAGACGUAGUUGUUGUAAAUCUGGACUCGGAGAUAACGGCGGAGGACCUUGAAAAUCUGAAGCAAUCGCUUUAUUUUGAUGCUGCUGACGCUCAACGUGGUUUGGACGCUCAGCAUCAGAGUGUAAUGGGCUUUAGUAAUGGCGAGACUGAGACCCGACGUUAUGCUGGUUUGCCUGUUCGCGUGGAUUAUCGCUUCUACACCACCAUGACCUCUGUGCCCUCCGAUGUCACAUCGUGCCUAGGGCAUGGCAUCUCCUCUGAGCUGGAUCGCGCUUUGUUAAACUCUAGUCUCCCUAUCUCUCUGGCUGCCGGCAAUGCAUUCGCUGUCAAACACAACGUCGAGAACGCCUACUACUUUAUAAUCCUGCCUGUGGAUGUGCGCGGUUUUGAGGUGGAUGGUGAACCCAAGGUUGAUAGUGCGUUCGCUGCAGUUGUUCGUGCCUCCCUCGACAGGAACCUCAUAUAUAUUCGCUCACCCGGUGUUGGUGGGGUGUACCAUAAUCUCUCCUCCGUCAUUCUUUCUCUUCUUCAGGAACACUUGGUAUUGCCCGCCACUCUGCAGGCGAUAUACGCGUCGGUGUGGUGGAAGGGCGGUGACGCUGAUCCGCUGCAGGCGAUGGAGGGCAGCGGAGGGCAUGCAGUUACUGAAUAUGAAACUGCGAUGGCUGAAGUGGCACAUGUGCGCACCCACCAGUUACCUGCAACGCCAGGCUACGAGGUGACCCUGAGUCUAGUGGGUGCCUUUGACUCCACUCCACCCUGUCUGCCUUCUACCGACGAUUGGUUGUGGAGUGUUUGUGAUACUCCCUCCAACGGCCUCAGCUUUGGUGAUUGGCUGCUUCGCUCCGUUGAACCUGGACUGGCUGAUCUCAGGCAGUUCAUCAAUCUGAAGCUCUAUUCGCAAUACCUUUACUCCGUGACGCUCGAUGGACUUGCUUGGAGUCGACUGUCAAAAGAUCGGACACACAGGUACUACACGGCAUCUCAGCUUUCCAGCGUGCUUAACUCUCUUGAGGCCUACCUGGGUCAGCACGCUUCGAGGCGCAGCCAGUCAGGCAGCCAUGUGGAGGACAGUCACACUGGCGGCACACACGGUGGUCUCCACCUCGUUAUUGUUGUAGACAAUCCAAGCCGCGACUUCAACGCCUCACUCCGUCGUCCCUUGCGCUUCCAUCUUUUUGCUUCCAACUCCAGUGCUGCCGCCUCCAGUAUCGCCCUUAUGCCACAAUGGGGAGCUUUCAUCUCUCUUGAUGACGUUAACGUCAGUCUUUCCAACCUCGGUGCGGUGGUGAUCAACACCAUACGUUCCUUUGUUGGUAUCUCUGUUCGAAGUCGGACUUUUUUCACUUUGAGGAAGAGUGAGCAAUGCGUUCUGUUAGAGGGCAGUUCGGUGAGUGGGAAGAUCAUCAAAUGGGAGUUUGACUCAUGGUUGCGUCGGCGAACGAUAGAGAGUCUUUCGAUGACUGCACUGACGUUGACUUCACUGGUAAGCAUGGUAGAGCGAGUUCCUACGAUGGUGAUCAACUCUCAUGUGGCGGGACGUGUGGAACACGCGGUAGCAGCGUGGGCACAAGCGUUGGAGGAACUGGCAAGUCCUCCCUCCACGAAAUCGACCAACGCCGGUUCCAUGGCAUUCGCGGCUGCCCGAAUAGCUCUGGAAAAUGCCGACGCAGGGUUUUUCGACCAUAGUCUUCUCGACUUACUCUAUUUUCCUUCCGAUCAGGUGUUCGGCAUUUAUGUGCCGCUGUUCGCGCCUAUAGGACUACCACUUGUGGCCUCGGGAGUUGCUGCUGUGAAGUUUUUUUUAAAGAAGGAUCGCCAAGCUCUGCAGAAAUGA